AUGCACUAAAGAUGAGAAAAAGGAUUAUUGGCUAUUAACUUUUUCUACCUGAAUAAAAAAGUAGUUUAUGUACUGACCUGGCUGCAUACAUAAUUCGGGAACCGCUACAAAUUAUAAGUAGACAGCUGUCGGACUAUCCCCUAUUUAAAGGCGCCAGAACAAAAAUAACAGUUGGCAAAUAACAUUCAACCACAGUCCGUGGAGCUAGACUAACAAGGUCCUAGUUUUUCGAAAUUUUGAACAUUUAAAUUGAUCCAUGGCGUCGUCAAUAUGUCGAGUGUGCCUAGUGAACCUCGAAAACAUGGUGAAUAUAUUCGAUACGACACAUGAAUCGGGCAUUUCCAUUGCGCUCAUGAUUUCUCGGUGCACCGAAUACAAAGUCGAGAAAGGCGAUCAAUUUCCCAAAACCAUUUGCGCGUCCUGUUUGCAGGAUGCGCACAACGCCUUUGAGAUUAUAGAAACGUACGAGAGGAGCCACCAGUUCUUCAGUUUCUUCAAGGAUGUACGGGAGGAGGAAUGCGAAGAUGCAGGAUCCAAUUGCUCCGAGGAAGGUACGAACGAAGAAGAGAGUUCAAAUGGAGACAAUGGAACCCAGAACGCAUCAAGUGGACGCAAGAGUAAAAGAACAAAUCGAUUAGAUUCGCAAUCUAUAACUGAGGGGACGGAAGAUGAACUAGAAAACACGGAUGAUGACUUUGAUGAUGAUGAUUCUAACCAUGAUAAAGACUAUGAGCCUGGCUUGGAUGAGUCUAAUAAUAAGUCCAACGACAAAUGCCCGCAUAAGUGCUCCAACUGUCCGAAGGCUUUUUUAACGAAAGCAGGACUAAAAAGACACUUUCUAACCCACAAAGGAGAACGGCCCUUCAAGUGUUCCCAAUGCCCUAAGGCUUUCAUUUAUUCUUCAGGACUUGAACGUCAUCUGCUGGGACAUACAGGAGAAAAAGCGUUCGCGUGUUCCCAAUGCUCGAAGAGAUUUCAAACUACAAAAAAACUUACAACACACAUGCGAACGCACACAGGAGAACGACCGUUCAAGUGUUCUCACUGCUCAAAUUCGUAUUUCCAUAGUUCAAGUCUUCAGAUUCACUUGCGAGCCCAUACAGGAGAACGACCAUUUAAGUGUCCCCAUUGCCCAGGGGCUUUUGCUCGGGAUUCGUAUCUUCGAGUGCACUUGCGAAUUCACACAGGAGAUCGACCUUACAAGUGUGCCCAUUGCCCAAAGACAUUCAUUCAGUAUACUGGUCUUCAAGGACACUUGAGCGCCCACACGGGAGAACGACCCUUUAAGUGUUCCCAAUGCUCAAAGGCUUUUUCAAUUCUUCCAAAUCUAAAGCGACACAUGCUAACGCACACAGGAAAAAAACCAUUUAAGUGUUCCCAUUGCUCAAAGGCUUUCGGCCAGAAGUCCACUCUUAAGAUCCACUUGCGAUGCCACUCAGAGGAAAAACUUUUCAAGUGUUCCCACUGCCAAAAAACUUUUAAGACGAAAUCAAUUCUUCGCAUACAUUUGAAAACCCACACAGGAGAACGACCUUUCAAGUGUUCCCAAUGCUCGAAGGCUUUUGCAUUCCAUCCAAAUCUUAAGCGACACAUGCUAACGCACACAGGAAAAAAACCAUUUGAGUGUUCCCAAUGCUCACAGACUUUUGCACGGAAUUUCACCCUUCAGAAUCACUUGCGAACCCACACGGGAGAAAGACCAUUCAAAUGUUCAAAAUGCACAAGUACUUUUGCCUCGAAUUCAGUUCUUUACGAACACUUGCGAACCCACACCGGAGUAAAAAAAUUCAAGUGUUCCCAUUGCCCAAAAGCCUUCACACAGAACUCAAAUCUUUGGAUGCACUUGCGAAUGCACAAAAACGAACGGUCAUUUAAGUGUUCCCAAUGUUCUAAGAGCUUCCUAACUAAACAUCAUCUUCAGCGACACCUCGCAACACAUGAUUCUGCAACUGUUCCUAGUAAAUGACAACUUUUCAGUUUAAUAAAUAUC
This is a messenger RNA of Drosophila gunungcola (fruit fly), 1990 nucleotides long. Its product is annotated as zinc finger protein 883-like. The record is from RefSeq and is a predicted model, not a curated record. NCBI's taxonomy places the organism in Eukaryota, Metazoa, Arthropoda, Insecta, Diptera, Drosophilidae. The transcript is spliced from 3 exons. Bases 257 to 1966 code for a protein of 569 amino acids. Gene Ontology annotation, molecular function: zinc ion binding. Gene Ontology annotation, cellular component: nucleus.